AUGGUCGUUUUGAACCCAUGGAAGGAGAACUUGAAGGACACUCCCAAGGAGAGCCUUAACUGGCGUCUCUGGUACGGUGUCUUUGUUUUCGGUCUCAUGGGCGCUGCUCGUGGUAUCGACGAAGGUCUCAUCGGUACCACAGCUGAACUAGAUCCUUUCAGACGCAAGUUCGGACUUGAUGACCCCAACAAGAGCGAGCACGAGAUUGCGGAGCUUCUAUCAAACAUCACAUCCAUGGUGCAGAUGGGCUCUAUCCUAGGUUCUCUGAUUGCUUUCUUCAUCACCGACAAGAUUGGACGUCUUUGGGCUACUCGACAACUCUGCCUCAUCUGGGUUAUCGGUAUCGUCAUCUUCCUUACCAGCUCUCUUACCGGUUCCGUCGGACAGAUCUACGCAGGCCGCUUCAUUGCUGGUAUUGGUAUUGGACAGACCACCGUCGUUGCACCGACUUAUCUGGCUGAGACCGCACCGAGGGCCAUUCGAGGUCUUUGUGUCUGCGCUUUUGCUGGUUCAGUCUACAUUGGUAUCAUGCUUGCCUACUUCGCAUCUUGGGGAUCGUCCAUUCACAUCUCGUCUGCCACGGACGCCCAAUGGCUCGUACCAAACAGCAUGCACCUCAUGUUCGCUGGUAUCAUCUUCUCGCUCUCAUGGUUUGCCCGUGAGAGUUCUCGUUGGUUGAUUAAGGUCGGUCGUCAUGAGGAGGCGCUUGACAACCUUGCUCUGCUCCGCAAGCUUCCCGCCGACCACCCCUACGUCGUCUCGGAGAUCAUGGACAUCAACGACCAGCUCAACCGCGAGCGUGAAGCUACCAUGGGCACGACAUGGCUCGGACCGAUCCGUGAGCUUUUCUCCAGCAAGGCCAACCUCUACCGCAUUCAGUUGUCGGUCAUGUCGCAGUUGCUUGCCCAGUGGUCUGGCGCGAACAGCAUCACUAUCUACGCUCCCCAGUACUUCGCCAUGAUGGGUACGACCGGCCAAAACGAGAAGCUCUUCGCGACAGCCAUCUUCGGUGUCGUCAAGUUUGUCAGUUCCAUGCUCUGCGCAUUCUUCCUUAUCGACUUCCUCGGCCGUAAGCGCUCCCUCGCCACUGGUAUCACACUACAACUCGUAUCCAUGCUUUACAUGGCCAUCUUCCUUCUCAUCGACACUGGCGUCUCCGACGGCGAGCCGCAAUCAUCAAGCCAGAAACACGCGGCCAUGGGCGCCAUCGUCAUGGUCUACUUCUCUGGUUUCGGUUGGGCUCUAGGAUGGAACUCGAUCCAAUACCUCAUCAACUCCGAGAUCUACCCUCUCCGUCUGCGUGCGCUGGGUGGUUCCAUCGCCAUGACAUUCCACUUCGUCAACCAGUACGGUAACUCCAAGGCUGUGCCCCUCAUGUUCAUUUCCAUGACUCAUGGUGGUACUAUGAUGUUCUUCUCUUGCGUUACUGCUGUUGGUCUUAUUUGGGUUUACUUCUUCCUUCCCGAGACUUCUGGAAAGUCGCUCGAGUCGCUCGACGAGAUGUUCAACCUUCCCUGGCACCUUAUUGGUCGCAAGGGUGCGGAGCUUACAAAGGGAUCUGGUGGCAUGGCCGAUAUGCUGGAUGAGGCUGGUGAGAAGGCUGUUACAUACGAGAUGGAGAACGCUGGUGGUGCUGAGACGCAGCAUCACCGCAUUGAGCAGAAAGUUUGA
This is a messenger RNA of Alternaria atra, 1671 nucleotides long. RefSeq lists its product as uncharacterized. The coding region runs from base 1 to 1671 and encodes 556 amino acids. Gene Ontology annotation, cellular component: membrane. Gene Ontology annotation, biological process: transmembrane transport; carbohydrate transport. The record is from RefSeq and is a predicted model, not a curated record. Gene Ontology annotation, molecular function: carbohydrate:proton symporter activity. The transcript has 2 exons. NCBI's taxonomy places the organism in Eukaryota, Fungi, Ascomycota, Dothideomycetes, Pleosporales, Pleosporaceae.